This is a messenger RNA of Cutaneotrichosporon oleaginosum, 2640 nucleotides long. RefSeq lists its product as uncharacterized. Gene Ontology annotation, molecular function: G protein-coupled receptor activity. Gene Ontology annotation, cellular component: plasma membrane. NCBI's taxonomy places the organism in Eukaryota, Fungi, Basidiomycota, Tremellomycetes, Trichosporonales, Trichosporonaceae. Gene Ontology annotation, biological process: adenylate cyclase-activating G protein-coupled receptor signaling pathway. The record is from RefSeq and is a predicted model, not a curated record.
CUUGACCGCAGCGACUGCUCACACCCAAGACUUACAUGCAGCUGUGGGAUCCGUUGUCAUUGUCGCUCACUCGUUCUCAUUCUUAGUCGCUCGUCUUCACAGCUCGCCCCACGCCCAGCUUGCGCGCGUAUGCCCUCGAGGUACCCGUUCGCCUGUUGAUGGCCCCCUCCCCCGACACACUCCUUGCCGGCCGCGGCGCAGCCCGCCAUGACUGUCGACCCCUCUUUCAUCGCGGACGAGAUGAUUACGCACCUCGUCCAGCUUGCGCCCGAGAUCACUGCGAUGGAGAAUGAGACGUGGGUCAUUAUAGUUGACACGGUCAUUCUUGUCCUCACCAUCAUCGGCGCUUUCUUCAUUCUCGGCGGAAUGGCGUUGAACGAGUUUCGCAAGCGCGCAUCUACAACCCGCAUGCGUCUCGUGCAGUCGCUCAUCUUCAGUGACGUUCUCCUUGGCGUUGUCGGCCUGAUCGGCUGCACGCUUACACUUGACAACAAGCCGUUGAGGAUCGACACGCCGACAUGCGAUGGCCUCGGCGUGCUCUUCCACGCCAUCAUCUUUUCCCAACACUGCUGGACGCUUACCCUCGCGUUUUGCACCUACAUGAUCCUCACCAAACCUUUACACAUUGUCACAUCCUGGAUUGAGAAGUACUGGAUUUGGUCCUGGCUCGUUGUCUGGAUCAUCUCCUUCACAGUCUCGGUUGCAACAUACCUCGUUUACGGGUAUCAGCCCGCCGGCGGCAUCUGCUACCUCGGCAACAACACCGGCCUGUACGGCGAACUCAUCCAGUUCAUCCCGCGCGCAGUUGUUUUCCUUUUCAUCUCCUUUUUCUACGGACGGCUUUACGUCUUCCUUCGCCGGCCCGAUAAGAUUCGCAGCGGGAUUUCAGACAACUCGCUCGGCGAGUCGAGCUACUCGAAGAUGAAGCACUCGUGGAUGCGCAGCUCGCGCUCCCGCGUACCAUUCAUCAAGACGCGCCAGACCAAAACCGUUGUCUUGAACGACAAGGGCGAGCGUGUGUUCGUCGACACGGCAAGCCACACUGCCUCAAACGCGAGUCAUGCGAGCUCUGCAGGCAAUACCAGACCCAGGCCUCCGCCCAUUGUUGUAGAACAGCCCGUGAUCGAGUCCACACCGGAAGAGCCACGCGCCAAGUCGCCCAUCCGUGCCAAGUCUCCCAGCCGUGCCAAAUCUCCUGAUCCUGACAUUCCACCAUGGGAACGCAUCGAACUGCCCGUCUUCCAGAUCGACGGGCAGAGGUACGGCGGAUCGUCGACGCCUGCUCGCGAGUAUACAUGGGCCGAGUGGCGUUUCUCCGGUCGUCGCACCAAAGCCUCUACGCCAGUGCCACCCGCCGAGACGAGCUCCUUCACCACCACCUCAUCCCCCCUGUCGUCUACAUUCAAAGAGUCGUAUGACAAGUCUCUACCGAAAUCAGUCACGCCGACAAGCUCCAACUUUGGCCAGUCUUCGCAGACCUCGCCGGGCGCCGCGUCCUUCUCGAGUGCUGCACUCCGCAUGGUCCACGAGAUGGGCGGGUCGAAUUGUGGCAGCGACACGGGAUACAGCUCUACCCCAACCGCCGUGGAGGCUCAUUUUAGCCGGCGGCCGUCGCAGGCCAGCGGCUCCUCCCUUCCAGAGAGGAGCGAUAUUGCUAAGCCGCUUCGGGUGUUUGCCCGCGAUGGGCCUUCCCCGAUGGACACCUUCAACUUUGAGGAGCGGCGACCGUCGCUGCCCAACAUCGGCUCAAUGCCAAUACUCAGCCAAUGGCGGCGUCCAUCAUAUUGCCCUCCGAUCCUGCGGCCGGCUUCGCGCACAGCCGCCGCUCCCUCGGCACAGACCAGCACUCUAACCGGAGUCGACCUCGAGCAGGGCUUCAUUGUGCUCGACGAGGAGAAGGCGGAGAAGAUGCCCUUGCCGAAGGAGGAGAGUGUCGAGGACGACCAAUGGGACCUCAAGCGGUUCCUCGACGCGGAGCCGGCGCCGGCCGGCGACGACCCGUUCGUCGUAACACAGCGCUCCGAGAACGUCGAGUACGUCGCCGAGAGCAUGGCGAGCUACCUGAACCGCAAGACGGCGCUGCUCAUGCUGUGGUUCCCUCUCGGCUACCUCGUCCUGUUCUCCGUCUCCCUCAUCCAAAUAAUCUACGACUUUGUCGGCAACCCUCCCGGCGAGCUGCGCGCCAUCAGCCGCUGGAUGAUCUUCGGGCAGGGCCUGCUCAACGGCAUCAUCUACGGCAUCGUCGAGUGGCACACGAAGCGUGUCGUGCGGCGCCGCGUGCGCCGCGGCACAUUUUCGCCACACACAUCCCACCACUCGUCCCACCACCUCGCGGGCCUGCAGGCCCUGCGCCACCCCAUUCGAUACUACCAUGAGCACCACCCGCACUCGCACUCGCACUCUCACACGCAUUCUCACUCAAAGCACAAAACAGAGGCUGAGGCUGGCGCGAGCCAGAUUGCCUCGCGCCGUUCGCCGCAAGUCAGCUUCGCCGACCCCGAGAGCAGCAUCAUGCAGCGCCUCGACCUGAAAGAUCGCGGGCCGACGCUAGACGAAUACUAGAGUGUACCUUGUAUGUAUGAGUAUGGAUCUGAAGACUAGCGAAAGUGUCAGUGGCACGGCAAUCGAGCGUCAAUGAAA